Messenger RNA from Rattus norvegicus (Norway rat), 6290 nucleotides. Lineage: Eukaryota; Metazoa; Chordata; Mammalia; Rodentia; Muridae. The record is from RefSeq and is a predicted model, not a curated record.
UUUUUUUGUUUUGUUUUGUUUUGUUUUUUUUUUUUAUGGGAUUCCUGAAUGUGGGAAUGAGUGAGUCUCUACAUCAAUGUUCUUGUGCCUUCUCUUGGAUUCUUUUCCUCCUGUUUGUUUGAUUUGUCCUGUACAGACCUGUUUGGUUUUGUUUGAUCUUAUUAUAUUUAAUUAUUAGCCCUUAGAAGUUUGUUUUCUAAUAGAGACAGAAAGGUGAUUGUUUCAGAUAGAUGGGGGAGUGGGGUUGGAAUUGAGAGGUGUAGAAGGAGGGAAAAUCAUCAUCAGAAUAUAUUAUAUGGGAAACACAUCCAUUUUCAAUAAAAGAAAAACAAAAGUAACAACAAUUAUGACCUCGGCACAAAUGAGUGUCUUCUUUGGGUCAAAACUCGUUAAUGUUUCAAACAUUAAAGUCCUCUUCAUCUUUAGAAAACAGUCCUGUUGCUGUUGCCAUUGUUUUUCCUGGCUACAGAUUUGAAAUUGCAUUCCUCACCCUGUUCUCUUUAUUGCUUGGAGCAGAGGGAGUAGAGAAGGUAAGAGGAUUCCUCAGAGAAGCCUGGCAGAUGGAAAAUACUAGGAUUCAUUCUCUCUCUCUCUCUCUCUCUCUCUCUCUCUCUCUCUCUCUCUCUCUUCCUCCCUCCCUCUCUCUCUCUCUCUCUCUCUCUCUCUUCCUCCCUCUCUCUCUCUCUCUCUCUCUCUCUCUCUCUCUCUCUCUCUCUCUGUAGUGGUAUACAGGGCCUCAUUAUGUAGUCUGACUGGUCUAUAGUCAUCUGUGUAGACCAGGCUGGCCUCAAACUCACAGAGAUCUUCCUGCUUUUGCUUGCUGAGAACUGGGAAAUAAGAAUUAAGGAAAUUUAUCACCAGACCCAGCCACAAGGAUGUUUUUUGAUGGGUUAUUUUUGUUUUUUUGUUUUUGUUUUUUGUUUUUUUUUUUUGAGACAAGGUUUCUCUGUCACAACUCUGUCUGUUCUGGAACUCACUAUACAGACCAGACUGCCCUUGAACUCAGAGAUCUGCCUGCAUCUGCCUCCAGAGUACUGGAAUUAAAGGCCUGUGGUCAAGGAUAUUAUUUAUAACAGGGAACCACAAUCAUAUGUCAGCAGAAUGUAAGAGCAAUCAAACAUUUCCUGUCUGAAUUCUCCUUUUACUGAAUGGUUCUAGGUGAUCAAACAUCGAUUCAAGCAAAGGACUUUCACAAACGCCUUUACCCGUUUAGCUAUCUCACUAGCAAGACCUCAGCUUUUUUAUUUUAUUUCGUAAAACUGUCUUGUAAUGAUUGAGCGUAUACAAUUAAAACACUGACAGGUCCAAAAUGACAAACACAAUUUUAGUGAAAACUUAUAUUGCAUAUUGACAUUGUGGAACAUAGCAUACAGACUACGAAUUAAUUCUAUUUUGCGACAUCAUUUGAUAUCAUUUUGUUUUAUUGUUUUAUUGUUUUACUAGCUCUGUAGCUAGCGCGGAGAAAAGGAACCAAAGAACAAUCCCAGCCUUAGAAUCUAGCAGAGGUAGAUACAAGUUACCAUGACAACAGCGCGCUCAGACAUUUUCUGACCACGCGACGCUUGGAAGAAGAAGGCCUGGGCUGCGUGUUGCGUCAUCACUACGCGCUCUGUGGCUUUCCCAGCGCUGCCUUGGAAGGUCCCGGCCAGGCUCCUGUCGCCUCCCUCUAAGAAUUAUUUUGUUCUUUUCCACCUUUGUUACUACGAGGAGCCUGCCAGGCUGUAAGUGCGGGCAGGAGGGCGGCGGGCUCCCUUCGGCGGUGCGCCCGCCCGUCAGCUUCCUCCUAGCCGGGGCCUCGCCGCGUCUACUUCCGGGCGGCGCGCCGCUCCGGGUUCGGCCCUUUGUGUCUCCGCGGCGGAGGCGCCGGCCUCGCGGGUUCUGUGGAGGCGGCGGGCGCUCGGUGCGGGCUGCGUGGCGGGAAAGCAGGCGCGCGCCUCUGCGGCCCGGCUAGUUCAUUGAAAGCUGUCAGCCUCCUCAGGGAGGUGCUUCCUAUCAAUAUGAAUCUUUUCAACUUGGACCGUUUUCGCUUUGAGAAAAGGAGUAAGAUUGAGGAAGCUCCUGAAGCAGCCCCUCAGCCCUCCCAGCCCGGUCCUUCGUCACCAAUUUCUCUUAGUGCUGAAGAGGAGAAUGCUGAAGGGGAAGUUAGCAGGGCAAACACCCCAGACUCAGAUGUAACUGAAAAAACAGAAGAUUCUAGUGUUCCAGAACCUCCAGACAAUGAAAGCAAAGCAAGUUUAUCAUGUUUCCAAAAUCAAAGAACAAUACAGGAAUAUAUUGAUUUAUCAUCUGAUAGUGAAGAUGUUUCUCCAAAUUGUUCCAGUACAGUUCAAGAGAAAAAAUUCAGCAAAGACACAGUAAUUAUAGUUUCAGAGCCAUCUGAAGAUGAAGAAUCCCAUGACCUUCCUUCUGCUACACGAAGAAAUGACAUCUCAGAACUGGAAGACCUUUCAGAAUUGGAAGAUCUUAAAGAUGCUAAGCUUCAGACAUUGAAGGAACUGUUUCCACAAAGAAGUGACAGUGAUCUUCUAAAGUUGAUUGACUCAACAAGCACUAUGGAUGGAGCCAUUGCUGCUGCCUUGCUGAAGUUCGGUGAUGCAGGUGGUGGACCCAGGAAAAGAAAAUUAUCUUCUUCUUCUGAGGCAUAUGAAGAGGAUGAAGCUAAUGAUGAUCAGUCUUUAAAAAAGCCGCGAGGGGAUCGUAGAGAAGAAUCAAAUGAGUCUGCAGAAGCUAGCAGCAACUGGGAAAAGCAAGAAAGUAUUGUGUUGAAAUUGCAGAAGGAAUUCCCAAAUUUUGAUAAACAGGAGUUAAGGGAAGUGCUUAAGGAGCAUGAGUGGAUGUACACAGAAGCCUUGGAGUCUCUGAAAGUGUUUGCGGAAGAUCAAGAUGUGCAGUGUGCUUCACAAAGUGAGGUUACAAAUGGAAAAGAAGUUGCAAGGAAUCAAAAUUAUUCUAAAAAUGCAGCUAAAAUAAAGAUGAAACAGAAAAUUUCCAUGAAACCACAAAAUGGCUUUAACAAGAAACGUAAGAAAAAUGUAUUUAAUCCUAAGAAAGCCGUAGAGGACUCUGAGUAUGAUUCGGGUUCUGAUGCUGGGAGCUCACUGGAUGAGGACUACAGCAGUUGUGAAGAAGUGAUGGAGGACGGCUAUAAAGGCAAAAUUCUCCACUUCCUUCAAGAUGCUUCGAUUGGUGAACUGACUUUGAUUCCUAAGUGUUCUCAGAAAAAGGCUCAGAAGAUAAUAGAACUCCGGCCCUUUAAUAAUUGGGAAACUCUGUUUACAAAGAUGUCCAAAAUCAAUGGCCUAUCUGAAGAUUUGAUAUGGAAUUGCAAAACGGUAAUUCAAGAAAGGGAUGUAGUUAUAAGACUUAUGAACAAAUGUGAAGAUAUUUCAAAUAAAUUAACCAAACAAGUUACCAUGCUUACUGGAAAUGGAGGUGGAUGGAACAUAGAACAGCCUUCCCUUCUAAACCAAAGUUUGUCACUCAAGCCCUAUCAGAAGGUUGGUUUGAAUUGGCUGGCAUUGGUGCAUAAACAUGGACUUAAUGGCAUUUUGGCAGAUGAAAUGGGCCUAGGAAAAACCAUUCAAGCCAUUGCCUUCCUGGCAUACCUCUUUCAAGAGGGUAAUAAAGGGCCUCAUUUGAUUGUUGUUCCGGCCUCCACCAUAGAUAACUGGUUAAGAGAAGUUAACUUAUGGUGCCCUACUUUAAAUGUGCUCUGUUACUAUGGUUCUCAAGAAGAGCGUAAACAAAUUAGAUUCAACAUCCAUAAUAAAUAUGAAGAUUACAAUGUAAUUGUUACGACGUAUAAUUGUGCAAUCAGCAGCUCUGAUGACCGCAGUCUCUUUCGACGCCUGAAACUGAAUUAUGCAAUUUUUGAUGAGGGCCAUAUGCUGAAGAAUAUGGGCUCUAUCCGCUACCAGCACCUAAUGACAAUUAAUGCACGAAACCGGUUACUACUCACGGGAACACCUGUGCAGAAUAAUCUGCUAGAACUCAUGUCAUUGUUGAAUUUUGUUAUGCCACACAUGUUUAGCAGUAGCACCAGCGAAAUCCGAAGGAUGUUUUCUUCUAAAACGAAACCAGCAGAUGAACAGAGUAUAUACGAAAAGGAGAGAAUAGCACAUGCAAAACAAAUCAUAAAGCCCUUUAUUCUCAGAAGAGUGAAAGAGGAGGUUCUUAAGCUUCUGCCUCCCAAGAAGGAUCAGAUUGAGCUAUGCGCAAUGUCAGAGAAGCAGGAGCAACUCUACUCGGGCCUUUUUAACAGAUUGAAAAAGUCUAUCAACAACCUGGAAAAAAACACAGAGAUGUGCAAUGUCAUGAUGCAAUUAAGAAAAAUGGCCAAUCAUCCUUUACUACACCGCCAGUAUUACACGGCUGAGAAGCUGAAGGAGAUGUCUCAGCUAAUGCUGAAGGAACCUACGCAUUGUGAGGCAAACCCCGACCUGAUCUUUGAAGACAUGGAAGUUAUGACAGAUUUUGAACUACAUGUCCUUUGUAAACAGUAUCAACACAUUAAUAGUUACCAGUUAGACAUGGAUUUAAUUUUAGAUUCUGGGAAAUUCCGAACCUUAGGAUGCAUCUUGUCUGAGUUGAAACAGAAGGGUGAUAGAGUGGUAUUAUUCAGCCAGUUUACCAUGAUGCUGGAUAUAUUAGAGGUUCUCUUAAAGCACCAUCAACAUAGGUACCUCCGAUUAGAUGGAAAGACUCAGAUUUCUGAAAGGAUCCAUCUAAUUGAUGAGUUUAAUACAGAUAUGGAUAUCUUUGUGUUUCUCUUGUCAACUAAGGCGGGUGGAUUAGGAAUAAACCUGACCUCAGCAAAUGUUGUUAUACUUCAUGACAUUGACUGCAACCCAUACAACGACAAACAAGCGGAAGACAGGUGCCAUAGAGUUGGUCAGACUAAAGAAGUAUUAGUUAUUAAAUUAAUAAGCCAAGGAACGAUUGAAGAGUCCAUGCUAAAAAUUAACCAACAAAAGUUGAAGCUAGAGCAAGACAUGACUACAGUAGAUGAAGCUGAUGAGGGAAGUAUGCCAGCGGAUAUAGCCACGCUACUGAAAACGUCAAUGGGCCUGUGAAAGGACAACUCAGAAUUCCUGAUCGAUGAGCAAAUAUCAACUUGGUGCAUUCAAGGACAUUCACAUCACAGUGACCGUGGGGUUUAUGAGCAUUUGUAACGUUUUAUAAUUUCAUGUUGCAUUUCACAUAGUAUGGACAACUUUUUGCCACUAACUGGAUUCUCCAGAUACUCACAUCCUGAAGAUGUUGAAUAAUCAUUUUUCAAAGCAAUUUUCUGAAUGGGGAUUAGUUGGUGAUUGUUUGUAACAAAUAUGCUAAUGCUUUAGAAAUGUCAGUAUUUUUGUAAUUAUUUCUACCUCCAAAUAUAUAUACAUAUAUAUAUAUUGUCUUUCACUGGAUAAUGUGUGUAGAUUUACAUGUGCCUUAUUUGACAAUGUUUAUGUCUUAUUUUGCCUGUCUGGUUUGAAGGUUUGAUUAUGUUAAAGAAUGCAGCUGUAUAGGUCGUUAGUCUUCAUUUUAUAUUGCUAUUUGAAGCAGAUGUUCACCAAUGUCAGUAAGAACUCAGCCUGAAUCAAAGGUGGCAUUCCAUCUACUAACAUCCCCAGGUCCUCUCCUUCUCCCGUUAGAACACAUUUGUUUGGCUAGGCACUAAGUUGUUUCCCAGUGAGUAGGAACUGGCCUUUCUCCUGCUCUGGGGCUCAGUUACUUAUUUAAUUUUCUUACUGCACCUCUGGCUCAUUAACUCUGCCUACUCUUGUGUGUGUUACCAUCAGCUUUCUCUCCCGCCUUUGCUUCUCUUAACCAUUGCCCAGUCACUUCUGCUCCAGUUUUCUCUCACACAUUUCCUACUGCUGUAUCACCAAGAUCAGCAGAUGCUGGUGACAUUUUUCUAGUCCAGCAGAACAGAUUAACUUAAACUACUUCACUUCAAAGGAAACUGGAUGUGACUUCAUACUAAGGUAGCAUUAGGUACUGCAUGGAAAUAGGCCAUUAAAUUCUUAACAAAAUAUAAUUUACCAGUUCCCAGAAUUUCCAAUACAGGACCACCAGAAGAGAAGCCAUUGUUCAAUUCCAGUUCAGUGUGGGUGACAAAGUGAAAUUUAGAAGUAAAAUUGCCUAUUUGAUAUUUCAGUCUUUAUUAACUUUUCAUUUAAAUUUUGCCUGUCAGUCUAUAUUGCUGUUUUUAUUAUACCCCAGAUUCUUUGUAUAACUUGUGAGUUUUAAGUGUUUUGUUUUAUUAUGUAAAUAUCAUUAUAAAUAAACUUAUUUAUAAACGA